Molecule: messenger RNA, 699 nt
Organism: Cetraspora pellucida
Lineage: Eukaryota; Fungi; Glomeromycota; Glomeromycetes; Diversisporales; Gigasporaceae
Source: the annotation of a GenBank genome assembly
AUGAGUGUCUUGAAGGAUACCGCGACCGUAAAUGAAGAGGAUGCCAACCUUCUCGUGUUGAUAAUUGAUACCAAUCCGUUGGUAUGGAAGCAGUCGCAGUCAGUUUUGCCGUUGAAAGAGGCUUUACGCCACCUUUUGGUGUUCAUCAACGCUCAUUUAGCUCUAAAACAUGAUAACGAUGUUGCAAUCAUUGCAAGUCAUAUUGGUGUCAGUAAAUUCCUAUAUCCAAUACCGACAUCUGAAAAUUCUGAUAAAACGAUCUUUCCUAAUAUGUACCAAAAGUUUCGGGUGAUUGAUGAAAAAGUAAUAGCAAACAUUUGUGCAUUAUUCGAAGAUGCUGAUAUACCAGAUAAUUGUCCUGAUAAAGGUUUGUGCAUUCCCAUUGAUGUUUGCAAAGUCUACGGAAAAGACACACCGGUAUUCUUGCAACAAGCAUCGCAUAUAACUGGUGGAAAGUAUCUGAAGCUUGACAAAGCCCAAGGAUUAUUACAAUUCUUAAUGAUUGCGUUUCUACCUGAUCGGUACAACAAAAAAUACCUUUGUUUGCCAGGGGAGGAAAAAGUGGAUUUUGGGGCAGCUUGUUUCUGUCACAAAAAGAUUAUUGACGACAAAAUUGACGUUAGGGUUAGCCAAACAAAAUGGGCAGAAGAUGGGGAUCUAAAAUCAGGGCUAGUGUAUAACUCGGUGAUCAGUAACUGA